Molecule: messenger RNA, 2673 nt
Organism: Acytostelium subglobosum LB1
Lineage: Eukaryota; Evosea; Eumycetozoa; Acytosteliales; Acytosteliaceae
Exons: 4
Coding region: 1-2673 (890 amino acids)
Biological process (GO): citrate metabolic process; tricarboxylic acid cycle
Cellular component (GO): mitochondrion; cytosol
Molecular function (GO): aconitate hydratase activity; 4 iron, 4 sulfur cluster binding
Source: RefSeq, a predicted model, not a curated record
AUGAGCAAUCCAUUCGAUCGUAUUAAAGAGACCUUGUCUGUGGGUCCAUCCUACUCCUUUUACAACUUGAACAAGUUGAAUGAUCCAAGAGUCGCACAAUUACCAUACUCAAUCCGUAUUCUCUUGGAGGCAUCCAUCCGUAAUUGCGACAACUUCCAGGUUCACGAAAAGGAUGUCGAGAACAUUUUGAAUUGGAAGACCACUGCCAACAAUGUGGAGAUUCCAUUUAAGCCCGCUAGAGUACUGCUUCAGGACUUUACUGGUGUACCAGCCGUAGUUGAUCUCGCCGCCAUGAGAGACGCCAUGAAGAGACUCGGUGGUGAUCCCAACAUGAUUAAUCCCUUGGUUCCAGUUGAUUUGGUUAUUGAUCAUUCUGUUCAGGUUGAUGUUUCAAGGACUGCUGAUGCCUUGGAGGAGAACCAAAAGAUGGAGUUCCACAGAAACAUCGAGCGUUUCAGAUUCUUGAAGUGGGGACAACAGGCCUUCAAGAACCUCUUGAUCGCACCACCAGGCUACGGCAUUGUUCACCAAGUCAACCUUGAGUAUCUUGCCCGUGAGGUCGUCAAGGGAGACAAUGGUGUCCUCUACCCAGACUCUGUCGUUGGUACCGACUCUCACACAACCAUGGUCAAUGGCCUUGGAGUUUGUGGUUGGGGUGUUGGUGGUAUUGAGGCUGAGGCCGUCAUGUUGGGCCAACCUAUGAGUAUGGUUCUUCCAGAGGUCAUUGGCUAUAAAUUCGUUGGAAAGCUUCCAGACUUGGUGACAGCCACUGAUCUGGUCCUCUGUGUCACCAAAGAGUUGAGAGCCAAGGGUGUUGUUGGAAAGUUUGUUGAGUUCUUUGGCGAGGGAGUCUCUACACUCUCUGUCCAAGACCGUGCUACCAUCUCCAACAUGGCCCCAGAGUAUGGUGCUACCAUGGGCUACUUCCCAGCCGACGCCAACACAAUUAAGUACUUGGCCAACACUGGCCGUCCAGCUGAGAACCUCGAGUACAUCGAGGCAUAUCUCAAGGUUCAGGGUCUACUCUGCGACUACAGCCGCAACGAGCAGCUAACGUACUCCUCCACCCUGGAGCUUGACCUCUCAACAGUCGUUCCUUCAUUGGCCGGACCAAAGAGACCGCACGACCGUGUUGCCACCGCUAACAUGAAGUCCGACUUUGCUUCCUGUUUGAAGUCACCAAUCGGAUUCAAGGGCUACGGUUUAACACCAGAGCAGAUCGCCAAGAAGGCCACCUUUGUCCACAAUGGACAACAAUUCACCAUCACACAUGGAGCCGUUGCCAUUGCUGCAAUCACCAGUUGCACCAACACCUCGAAUCCAUCCGUAAUGAUUGGUGCUGGUUUACUCGCAAAGAAUGCAGUUGAGGCUGGUCUCUCUGUUGCCAGCUACAUCAAGACCAGUUUGUCGCCAGGCAGUGGUGUCGUCACUGAGUACCUGAACAAGAGUGGUGUGCAGCCAUUCUUGGACCAAUUGGGAUUCAACUUGACUGGCUAUGGCUGUAUGACUUGCAUUGGUAACUCUGGGGAGCUUGCCGAGUCCGUUGGUGAGGCUAUCAUCAAGGAGGAUCUGGUUGCCGCCGGUGUGCUCUCUGGAAACCGUAACUUUGAGGGUAGAAUCCAUGCCAACCUCCGUGCCAACUAUUUGGCCUCACCACCUCUGGUCGUUGCCUACGCAUUGGCCGGAACAGUUGACAUUGACUUUGAGACCCAACCCAUUGGCAUUAGCUCCAAGACAGGCAACCCAGUGUUCCUCAGAGACAUUUGGCCAUCGUCAAAGUUGAUCCAGGACACCAUUACCAGCUCCGUUUUGCCAGAGAUGUACAAGACUUUCUACUCCAAUGUUACUGGUGGAAACCCAAGAUGGAACGCUCUUGAGGUACCCCAAACCUCUCUUUACCCAUGGGAUGAGAUGUCCACAUACAUCCACAACCCACCAUUCUUCCAGUCGAUGCAACUCUCCCUUCCCACUCUGACCGACAUUAAGGAUGCCUACUGCCUGCUCAAUCUUGGUGACAGUAUCACCACCGAUCACAUAUCGCCCGCCGGUAACAUCAGUCGCAAGUCCACCGCUGCCAAAUAUCUGGAGGAGCAUGGCGUCGAUCCAAAGGACUUCAACACCUACGGAGCUCGUCGUGGCAAUGAUGAGGUUCUUGUGCGUGGUACCUUUGCCAACACUCGUCUCGUCAACAAGUUGGCACCAUCAGUCGGUCCACAAACCACUCAUAUUCCAAGUGGUGAGGUCCUCUAUGUCUCUGAGGCCGCUCAAAAGUACAUUGCCAACGGAUCGCCAUUGAUCGUUCUUGCUGGUGCCGACUAUGGAAGUGGAUCAUCCAGAGAUUGGGCCGCCAAAGGACCAUACCUCCAGGGAAUCAAGUGUGUCAUUGCCGUUUCCUUUGAGCGAAUUCAUCGCAGCAACCUUGUUGGCAUGGGUAUCGUACCAUUGCAGUUCAAGGAAGGACAGAACGCAGACAAACUUGGAUUGAAGGGCACUGAGCAGUUCAACAUUGAGAUCCCAGCACAGAUCACCACUGGACAAACAAUCGUUGUCACAGCGAGCAAUGGAACCAAGUUCGAGACUACCUUGCGUUUCGACACACCAAUUGAGAUUGAGUACUAUAGAAACGGUGGAAUCCUCCCAUACGUCCUCCGUCGUCUCCUCUCCAACAAGUAA